CUCCUCCGGUUCAAAUCUGAAAGGAAACUGCUCCUAUGCACUGUCUCUGUGUGCUAGUGUAAAUUUAGUGUGAUAUUUAGAGUCUGUUUAACAAUGGAGGGCUCUGUAUCAAAUGUGGAGGUCUGUAAUUUUGCUUACACAGGGCAGUUUGAAAAAUUAAAACAGUGUAUUCUGUCUGAUAAAACGCUUGCCUGCAAAACGGACCAGGACCGAAGAACCGCUCUUCACUGGGCUUGCUCUGCUGGCCACACCGACAUUGUGGAGUUCCUGCUUGACCUGGGAGUUGAAGUGAAUCUACAAGAUGAUGCUUCGUGGACCCCUCUUCACAUUGCAGCAUCUGCAGGCAGAGAAGCCAUAGUGAGGUCUCUAAUAUUCAAAGGAGCUCAGCUGAAUUCAGUUAAUCAGAACGGCUGCACGCCUCUGCACUAUGCUGCCUCUAAAGACAGAUAUGAGAUCGCCUUGCUGUUGCUGGAAAAUGGUGCAGACCCCAAUGCAACUGACAAGUUGGAGUCCACUCCCCUUCACAGAGCGUCCGCCAAGGGCAACUAUCGCCUCAUUCAGCUGCUUCUCAAACAGAGUGCCUCGACUAACAUCCAGGACUCACAGGGCAACACACCACUCCACCUGGCAUGUGAUGAGGAGCGUGUGGAAGCAGCCAAGUUGCUGGUAGAACACGGAGCCAGCAUCUACAUUGAGAACAAGGAUGAGAAGACCCCUCUCCAGAUAGCCAAGGGUAGUCUGGGCAACAUACUUCGUCGGAUUGUGGAGGGAUGAUGCAUUUACAGACCUACAAGUCAUAUUCCAGCUUGAACCCCCCCCCCCAUCACUAAGUUACAUAAUGAGAAUUCUCAGCCCAGUUGGUCCUCCUUGAGCGGCCUGGUGUGGCGCAUUCAGAUGUGUAACAGGUGGAAGAUGAGACAGCAUCAGGGAGAAAAGGUGGACUGAACUGCAUUAGUUCAGCAGCUCCUCAGCAAGGGAUGUGAAGCUGCGCAGACCUUAGAUUUCGGAUUAAAGAAAAAAAACACUCUCUUGCACUAAGUGCAGUGUAACACUGCAGCCUCUUUUCUAUGAAGUUUAAAUUGUAAACUUUAAUAGUUGCAAAUAUGACAAUAAAGAUCAGUGUUGAGCC
Molecule: messenger RNA, 1129 nt
Organism: Toxotes jaculatrix (banded archerfish)
Lineage: Eukaryota; Metazoa; Chordata; Actinopteri; Toxotidae
Gene: psmd10
Product: proteasome 26S subunit, non-ATPase 10
Exons: 5
Coding region: 94-774 (226 amino acids)
Molecular function (GO): protein binding
Source: RefSeq, a predicted model, not a curated record